CCCGGAUCAUUUGACCUGCCCUCAGUCGCUCGUCGCCAUUGGUCAGUGGUGGAGGGGAUCUUUCCCAAUUCCGGCUCCGACAGAUCUGUCGUCGCCUUCUGCUUCCGCCGUUUCUUUUUCCCCAAUUCUCACCCACUCAGCCCUCAGGUGUUCUUAGUGCUAUUAUGGCAUUCACACGUGUCAUUGCUACUUUUUGUUGAUAGGUGAUUUCCACCUGGAAUUCGGUUUAUUCAUGCAGAUUAAAUUUGCAGUUACUUAGUGGACUUUCUGAUACAACAUUGUCCAUUGUAUCUGCAUUUUAUGGCAACUGAGGAUUUCAUUGCAUUGCCAGCUUCUGGUGAUUCUGGAAAUGAAAAUGAGAAUAAUGAAUUCCUUAGUUGUCACGAAACUAGAGAAGUUGAUUCUCAAUCAAGUGUUUUGAAGUGUAAGGAUGACGACGCAAGCAUAGAGAAGGCCGAACUUGCAGAUGAUGUGCAAUUUGACGAUAUGAGUUGCAUACCUCAAUCUGACCUUAAUGAUGAAGCACAGCCUUCUGAUUCAGAUAUGGAAAUUGAGGAUUUGAAUAACCUCCCAGAUUUUAACAAGUCUAGAAGUAGAAGUGAGAAUAAUGAAAUAUCGAAUGAAGCUGAUUACCUGCCCGUCAACUCUGCAGGUGAGAACAUACAACCAAGCAGAGAGCCCUUGCAGCAGAAUGAACUUCACAUGCGAUAUGAGAAUGUUUGUCAUGUUGCAAGUAAAAAUUUUGAAAUGGAUUUGGUCGACAAUUCAUCCUUCUUGAAAACUGGUGACCAGUUGACUGUAACUAACAAAGUUUCUAUUGAGUACAAUGGAUUCAACUCUGGAGUGCCCAUUGAGAAUGGUUCAGCUACAUCCAAUCAUGGAAACCUUAUUAAGGACCACAAGAGUGAUGCAAUAUCAGGUGUCAAAAGACCAAGGAUGGCCAUGGACGAGCAACAACCUUCAGUGCACGUUAUGUAUAGUUCUUUAACGAGAGCUAGCAAACAAAAGCUUGACGAACUAUUGAAGCAGUGGUCUGAGUGGCACGCUCAACAAGGUCCUCUGUCUCAAGAUGAUAAAGAAUCUGAAAAUCUAGAAUCUGGUGAAGAGACCUUCUUUCCUGCUCUAUGUAUUGGCACAAAGAAGAGCUCUGCAGUGACUUUCUGGAUUGACAAUCAAAGAAGAGAACAGCAGCAAAAUUUUAUUCCUUUAGAUGACAAUUCUGUGCCACGAUAUGAUCGGGGAUUCACUUUGGGACUGACUUCAGCCAAUGAUGCGAGUAAUGUGGAAGGAGGCCAGAAGAUAAUUGAUGAUGCUAGCCGCUGCUUCAAUUGUGGUUCUUACAAUCAUGCCUUAAGGGAUUGCUCUAAGCCUCGAGAUAAUGUUGCUGUUAAUAAUGCCCGCAAUCAGUACAAGUCUAAAAGACAUCAAAAUUCUGGCUCCCGCAAUUCAACUCGAUAUUAUCAGAACUCACGUGGUGGGAAGUAUGAUGAUUUGAGACCAGGAGCUCUUGAUGCUGAAACACGGCAACUGUUAGGUCUCAAGGAGCUUGAUCCACCCCCUUGGCUUAACAGAAUGCGAGAGCUGGGAUACCCACCGGGAUAUCUAGAUCCGGAUGAUGAGGAUCAGCCAUCAGGGAUAACAAUAUUUACUGAUGAGGAAGCCAAUGAACAGGAAGAUGGGGAAAUUACUGAGCCGGAGUACCGUAAACCACGGAGGAAAAAGAGUGUUGAAUUUCCUGGUAUAAAUGCUCCAAUCCCAGAAAAUGCAGAUGAAACACUUUGGGCUGCUGAACCUUCAAGUUCUGGUCUCCCUAGAAGUCGAUCACACCAGCGCUUGAACCAUCAUGCAGAAUAUGAUGGGAGGGGGAAUGAUCCUUACCAACGAUGGCCCCGGGAUUACAGAGAUGAUGGACCUCCUGGGGUUGACUCGGUAAAAAGUCCACCUAUGUCUUACACCCCAAGGUAUGGCAGUUAUGAUUUUAAUCAUGACUCCCAAAGUUCAAGAGUUAAUUCAUCAAUGUCAAGGAGCCCUAAUUUGGGGAGGCUCCACUCAGACAGAGGUAGAAGAAGCCCACAGCAUGAAGAUGAUUACUCAAGAUAUGGCUCUUACAGUAAUUCAUUGUUUUCACCACCAAGAAGACGCUGAUCUUUGGAUAUUAACAGCCUUGUACGAAUAAAGUAUCGGCUAUGAAGGAACUUCGACAAAAGUUCUUAAAAAUCUGGUGAAAAACAUUAACCUUGCAGAUGACUGAUGGGGCUUGAAUUUCAGAGAAUUGUGCGAGGAAAAACAAAACCUAGAGAUAGAGCCUGUAUAAAUAAUCAUAGUUUGGUGAAUCAGAAAUAGUAGUUGAUGAAUUUUCACCAUAUGUUGUAAGGGUUAUUCACUUAUAAAAGUCUUCAUUCUGUUUCAUGUUUGAAGUCUUUGAGCAGUAGGACUGCAACUGAGAGGUCAGUUGAUUCUAGGUUUUUCAGGAUAUUGACUGUAAGUUCUUCAGAUUAUGAGAUAUUGUCAUCAGAACGAAUCAUAUGAUUUUUAGUUCUGGGAAAAGACUGCCAUUUGUUUGUUUCACUGAGAAAACAAACAAUAGGGAUUUCUUAUAAUCCGAAGAAUAAUUGGUACUAUGAUUGAUAUGUCU
Momordica charantia (bitter melon) is the source of this 2635-nucleotide messenger RNA. Its product is annotated as Proline-rich spliceosome-associated (PSP) family protein / zinc knuckle (CCHC-type) family protein. Lineage: Eukaryota; Viridiplantae; Streptophyta; Magnoliopsida; Cucurbitales; Cucurbitaceae. Gene Ontology annotation, biological process: RNA processing. Gene Ontology annotation, cellular component: catalytic step 2 spliceosome. The record is from RefSeq and is a predicted model, not a curated record. Gene Ontology annotation, molecular function: zinc ion binding; RNA binding.